AUUUGAAUUAGCUUCACUUUAGACUUUGGCUUCUCCCAUUAAUAAUUUCAAAAGACCCUUUCAAAUAUAUGUGCACAUCUUUCAAUCCUCUAAAGAUCAAUUCUCUCAUGCAUGUAUACAAAAGGGUCUUUUGAAUGUCAUUAGUCAUAAUCAUCAUAGAUUGUAUAUAAGAGUUUAUUUUUUUCCUAAUUAAAUUAGUAACAUUGCCUUCAAAUUUGUAAUUAAUCUGAGCGAUUUUGAAUUUGAGGCUUGGAAUUAAUUAGCAUAUGGAGUACUUGGAGAACGCGAAAACUAUUCGUCUGAAAACGCACAAUGGCAAAUACCUCACAGCAAGCAAUGAUGAGAAAUCUAUACGCCAAAAACGUGAUGGCUCAACUGUAAAUGCACUUUGGGCCGUUGAAUUUUUGGAUGACCAACAAUACUUGCGCCUUAAAAGUUGUCAUGGAAAGUACUUGACAGCUUCAAAUGUUCCAUUACUUCCUAAGGUAACGGGAUCAAGAAAGGUCAUGCAGACGUUGCCUAAGAAGCUAUGUUCCGCAACAGAAUGGGAGGCUGAACAAGAUGGAUCGUUAUAUCAAAUUCGUCUAAAAACGCGAUACGGGCAUUUUCUGAGACCCUUUGGAGGAAUACCACCAUGGAGGAACAUUGUUACCCAUGAUGUUCCUCAUAGGAAAAAAGCAACUCUAUGGGAAAUUGAAAUUAUGGAGACUCACAAAAAAGCUCUACCUGCACCAACAAAUUUCGCCCAUAUUACAAAAGCAUUCUCUUGUAAUUUUACUGAGCCCAUAUAAACAAAUGAGUUGUAU
Solanum stenotomum is the source of this 806-nucleotide messenger RNA. RefSeq lists its product as uncharacterized. The transcript has 2 exons. The record is from RefSeq and is a predicted model, not a curated record. Lineage: Eukaryota; Viridiplantae; Streptophyta; Magnoliopsida; Solanales; Solanaceae. The coding region runs from base 267 to 791 and encodes 174 amino acids.